AUGUUCUCGCCCCGCAGUUACUAUGAUGCCCUGUACGACCGCGGCUUGGGCCCCUCAGGUCCGGACGGCGCCCCCGCGCGCACAGCCCGCGUCCCGCCGGACACGCGGUCCCACCUGAUGAGCGGCGGCGGCGGCGGCGGCGGCGGCGGCGAGGGGCCCCCUCUGAAGCGACGGGGCGGCGUGGUGGACCACCGCGAUGUCAUCUUGGCCCACCAGGCACACAAAAUUCACAGCACGCCGCAGGCCAGAAGAAAAGAAUGGGAGUGA
Messenger RNA from Rangifer tarandus platyrhynchus (Svalbard reindeer), 267 nucleotides. NCBI's taxonomy places the organism in Eukaryota, Metazoa, Chordata, Mammalia, Artiodactyla, Cervidae. The record is from the annotation of a GenBank genome assembly.